UACAUAUAAGUAGUAGGAUUUGAUACUUUAGAUCACAUUGAUCCGAGUUUUUUCAACAAUAAUGCUUCGUUUCUAUAGGUUUAUAUUUUGUGCAACGUUGCUGUCUAUUGGUUCAGCUGACGAUGCAAAAUUGAACAACAAAAAGUUUCCUAAGAACUUUCUAUUCGGAGCAUCCACAUCUGCCUUUCAAAUCGAAGGAGCAUGGAACUUAGAUGGGAAAACCGAGAGUACAUGUGAUAGAGCAUUCAGUAAACAACCUUCCAUAGUCAUUGAUGGAUCGAACGCCACAGUUGCUUGCGAUUCAUACCAUAAAUACAAGGAAGAUGUCGCUAUUCUUAGAGACUUAGGAGUCGACCACUAUAAGUUUUCUCUAGCAUGGACUAGAAUACUGCCGACUGGUUAUGCGAAUGAAAUCAACGAAGCAGGCGUGAAAUAUUACAAGAACCUCAUCCGAGAACUUAAAAUCAAUCAAAUCCAACCUAUUGUAGUGAUUUAUCACAAUGAUUUGCCACAAUCCUUACAAGAUGAAGGAGGCUUUUUGAGUCCUUUGUUUCCCGAGUGGUUUGCCAACUAUUCCAGUGUGUGUUUCGAACUAUUUGGUGAUGACGUCUCUUACUGGCUCACAAUUAAUGAACCUUUCGAGGUUUGUGCGACGGCUUCAAAUUCUGGACCCUUUGUUGACGGGGUAGACACUUAUAUAUGCGCUUUGAGGUUGUUGACAGCUCAUGCCGCAGCCUGGCAUGUGUACGAUAAAGAGUUUAGGAACAAACAGAAAGGGAAAGUGGCGAUGGCUUUGAACGGUGAAUGGAUGGAGCCAGCUUCAAACUCCACGGAAGAUAUAAACGCAGCUGAAACUAGAAUGCAAUUCAUUUGGGGAUCCUUUGCACAUCCUCUCUACUACGGAGACUGGCCGGAGAUAAUGAAAACUAGAAUCGCCAUGAGAAGCAAGCUCGAGGGUUUCAACCAAUCUCGAUUGCCGGAGUUGACUCAGGAGCAAAUCGACUACAUCAAAGGAACCAAUGAUUUCUUUGCGAUGAACCAUUAUACAACCAUUCUAGUUAAAGCAAUCGAAGAACCCGAAAUAUCUUCUCCCAACAGUACUGCAGAUAUUGGCGUUUUUACUUACCAACGAGAUGAUUGGUUAUCUUCCUCAUUGUCAUGGUUAAAAUACGUUCCCUGGGGAAUGCGAAAAUUACUGAACUGGCUCAAAGACGAAUAUUUCAAUCCGAAUAUAAUAAUAACAGAGAAUGGAUGGGCUGACAGCACAGGACAGUUGGAUGAUGACGUCAGAGAGAAUUAUAUCAAGGAGUAUUUGAGUAAUACACGAGACGCUAUGGAUGAGGAUGGAGUUAACGUUAUGGCCUAUUCUGUUUGGAGUUUGAUGGAUAAUUUCGAGUGGAUUUCUGGAUACACAGCAAAAUUCGGUAUGGCGUAUGUAGAUUUCAACAGCCCCAAUAGGACUAGGACAAGGAAAAACUCUUCCUUCUAUUUCGAAAAAGUUUGCAAGACCCACUGUCUUGUAGAAAAAUGUGAGGACUAAAAAUUUAACUGUGUGUUAAUUGAUUUUUUGAGUUCAUGAAUUUUCUAUGUACCUAU
Molecule: messenger RNA, 1596 nt
Organism: Leptinotarsa decemlineata (Colorado potato beetle)
Lineage: Eukaryota; Metazoa; Arthropoda; Insecta; Coleoptera; Chrysomelidae
Product: myrosinase 1
Biological process (GO): carbohydrate metabolic process
Molecular function (GO): beta-glucosidase activity
Source: RefSeq, a predicted model, not a curated record